Molecule: messenger RNA, 6603 nt
Organism: Paramormyrops kingsleyae
Lineage: Eukaryota; Metazoa; Chordata; Actinopteri; Osteoglossiformes; Mormyridae
Source: RefSeq, a predicted model, not a curated record
AAUUUUUGAAGAGCAGUAAAAGCGAGACUAUCUCAGACAGCAGAUGUUAAGUCAGCGUGAGCUGGCAGCUGGGCCUGGCGAGAUCAAGCCUGGUGACUUCUCCCAUGUUCUACCUCUACCUGUUUCAGGGUGGGAUUUUAAUAACCACCAAAAUACCAGGCGCUUCAUUGACCCCUUGAGAGGAUCUUGCUUGGUGCUGCUGACCGUGCUUGGACAGUGCAAUAAAAUCACACUAAUUCCACUCCAGAGGCAAUUACCAACAAUAGAGCAUUUAGUCAUGAUAAACAGUCUUUCAGGGCAAGUAUAUCUAUCGGUGGCAUUAAUGUGAUGUUCAGUGGUAUUCCUUGGACCUGUGGGCAAGAUGUUUUCACGCGAAUGACUUAUUGUAACGUAAAACUAACAAACACCCAAAACUACACUGUGCAAUCUGAAAUACAAAACUCAAGUGAAACAAUCUCAACAAGAAUUUCGUCCUGCAGGUAAAAUCUGUUUAUGAGGGUGUAGUAUUAUGUUCGGAACUGCCUUGUUAAAGUUCAACCCAAGCCUCCCGUGGAUAAUCCUCUCUCAUUUCGAUCAUUUAAUUUGCAAUGUUUUUUAGUGCAUCCAUAAUGAGAUUAAGUAAGGCAUUUUCCCCCAAAGUUAAAAGGGUAAAUUAGGGCUUCGACGGCACGCUUGUUUAACCGAAAGGUAAGUUUUUGGGGGGUGUUUAUACGUGAUCGAGGUUCCUAGCGGCGCCGAGAGGUACGACAGCUCGGCCGCGGCCCAUUACGUAGCGCCGGGUGCACGACACUGCUGUGGUGCGCUGGGAGUGGGGAGCACGGCGAGGAAAAAGCCUGCGAGAGAAAGGAGGGAGAGGAGAGGAAGGGGAAGAAAGGAAGAGAGGAGAAGGGAAGGGAAGCGAGACGGAGCGAGGAGCGCACCGAAAACCCCCCAAAGCCGCCUGCUCGGACAGUGGCGGCAUUUUUCUCUGAUUUUUAAAAUCCUGGUAUCGGUUUCCUUCAUGCAUUUCGCUUUAUUUUUGACAAAUCUUCCAGUUUUAGUGCAUGCGUCGGGCAGCGCUUAGCCGAUCGUUUGCUUGCUCGCUUGCUGCUGCUAGCAAGUUAGUUAGAUUGCACCGAGGGAGCGACUGGUAGCGGGGCCCGGCUUUAAGCGUGCCGAGUUUUAUUUAAAAUCCGCUCCAGUCUUUAUUUACUCGCAUCCCUCCACCUUUUUCCACGUCGUUCUCGGUAGCUAGCUAAUCAGCUAAGUACAUGCAUUACGGCCAGCUGGCUGGGUAAGAACAGCGUGUAUGUAUUUUUUUUUCCGGGGUGUUCAUUUUUAUUUUAGUGUCUAACUCGGUGGGAGGGAAAUAUCCAGGUACGGAUGGGUUUGCAUGCAGCGAUCGUAAGCCGCUUGUGUUAUUAGCAUUUUUUUGCAGUACUUAAUAUUUUUUUUUAUAAUCACUGUGAUUUGUGCACAACGAAACAGCGGAAAAAACCCAACUGCCCCGGCGACUGUGUGUCAUUAGCCUGCCGCGGUGCUCCCGAAAGGAUCGCUCCUGCUUUUCUUCCAUUUUCCAAAGCAAAAGCAGCGCACUGUUUUGAAGGACCACUUUGAACACGCCGUCCCAAAGUCUUUUGUCGCUUGGUUUUAGCCAGCUGCCGUUUUUUAGUUUCAGUUUCUAAUGCACCCUUAAUUUCUCGGCGUGCGGAUGCUUUACCCCCCUCCAUGUACUUAGCUGUGCAAAAAAAAAAAAAAACUGCGUGAAAGACGAGCUUUGUGCUAGCUUCUUGGCUACUCCGCCUUUUCGUGGCUGAUUUCUUUUUAUUUUUGGGGGAAAAGCAUUUUUUUCCAACUGCACACGCAAGAUUUUUUUUUUCCUUAUACGUAUAUCUUUGUCUAUUUAGAGCUGCCUGGCGAGCAGCACCAUUUGAUCUCACUGGCUCUGUUAGAGUAAUUUAUAAUUCAGUAGGGCCGAGGUGUCUCUGUUGGGAUUUUUUUUUCCUCCUUCCCUUCCUCGCAUUUGCUUUUUUUUAUACUGGGCUUUUUUCGCGGAGAAGACGGCGAGGCUUCCCUGAAAGUAUGGAUGAACAGACCCGUAUGCUAGCGGGUCUCCCUGGACUCGGCGGAUUAUCGCAGACUGACGUGGGCGACCCGGACUCGGUCCGGAAGCAGCAGCAGCCCCUCGGCCAGCCCCAGCAAGACAUCGGGGACAUCCUCCAGCAGAUCAUGGCCAUCACGGACGAAAGCCUAGACGAGGCACAGGCCAGAUGCUGGCCAGCGGAGGCGCCGGCGCGCUGGGCCGCAGCGGAUGACCCCGCACAGGGUGGGGAAGCUGGGGGGGGCACGGCGGGGACUGCCCUGCCGCUCAACUUCCAGCACAGGAAGCAUGCCCUGAACUGCCACCGGAUGAAGCCGGCCCUCUUCAGUGUCCUGUGCGAGAUCAAGGAGAAGACAGUGCUGAGUAUCCGCGGUGUGCAGGAGGAGGACCCCCCCGACCCACAGAUCAUGCGUCUGGACAAUAUGCUGCUGGCGGAGGGGGUGUCCGGCCCGGAGAAGGGCGGGGGCUCCGCGGCGGCGGCGGCAGCGGCGGCGGCAGCGGGGGGGUCGCCCAACGAUGGCAGUAUCGAGCACUCGGACUACCGGGCUAAGCUGGCCCAGAUCCGGCAGAUCUACCACUCGGAGCUGGAGAAGUACGAGCAGGCCCUGAUAUGGGAGCUGAAGGUGACGCUGCAUCCGGCUCACGGCCUGACCUUUAAACCCCGCCCCCUCGGCUCCCCCCCCCCCCCCCCCCCCCCCUCUCUCCCCCAGGUCUCUAACUGGUUUGGCAACAAGAGAAUUCGGUACAAGAAGAACAUCGGUAAGUUCCAGGAGGAGGCCAACCUGUACGCCGUAAAAACCGCGGUGGAUGCGGCAAAUGUCUCGGCCCAGGCUAGCCAGGCUAACUCUCCAGCGACACCCAACUCAGGUGGAUAUCCUGCACCCUGCUAUACACCUGACGGGCGGCUAUGAGAAGCUGUUGGGGAGCGUCCUCCACCCCACACUCCGCCUGGACGCCAACAGCAGCUGGCAGGACAGUAACGACCCCCUACUCAGUCUCACAUCUUCACCUGCGGCUCCGAGCAGCAACCACUCCAGUACCUCCACCCCCCCCAAGCCCCGCCCCUCCCUCCCCAUUCGUCGUUAACUUUAACCACUCCCACUGAUGCUGUAGUUCCCCCCCCUCCCCAUUCCCUCUAUCCUUGGACUGCAUGCUAUGAUUUUUUAUUUUUUUCCCCCUCCGCCUCUUGUGCACGCAGGCACGCAUACACAACAUGCACAUUUCAGCAGCGCGCAUGCAGGUCGAUGCCCAUGGACAUGCUUAUGGACACAUGCGUGCAGGACUACUGCCAGGAGGAUGGGAGGCUUUGCCCAAAUGAGGAGGAGCUUCCUGGUUAUUGGCCACAGUGUCAGGAGGCUCCGCCCACAUAGGGGAGGAGCUCCCUGAGACCAGGAGAGGUGGCAUCUGAAUGGAAGGACUCGACACACAAAUGGACCUGGCCUGGACACCUGUUUGGUGCUUGUAAAUACGUAUCGUAAUCUUACGCUGUGUUAACAUUCACGUUGACCUUCUGCCCUCGUAGUUUUCUGGCGGAGCUGAGCUGGUUGGGGGUUUUUUUUUUCCCUUUGUUUUUUGUUUUUUUUUUUUUGAUUUUGCAAAUAUCCGUGUGCGUGCGCGUGUGUUGUCGUGAUUCAAAGUUGUGCCGGUGCGUAUUCAGAAAAAAGAAAAAAAGAAAAUUUCCCUGUCCUGUCACCAGCGCUCACUGGUAACCACGGUAACACAAUCCAGAUCUCGCUGGGAGCUGUGCUCCGCCUGUACAUACCAAAGUCCUGUCCCCGGUACUGUCCGUCCACCCGUACGGGUCCGUGCCGGGAAGUUUCCGGCUUUGGAUUUUAGACCCGGGACGUGGGCUCAUCCGUCCUGCGGCCCCCUCGCGUCCCAUUGGCAGGUCUGUCUGUGCAGCUUAGUGGACGAAGUGCUGUAAUCACAGGCGAGACGCACCGUAGACAGACUGCAAAGAUGAGGCUGUGCACCAGGCUCCUUCGCUCGGAGAGACCGGGAGGUUUGUGACCUCACAGGAAGUCGCAGGCGGUUUUAGGUGAUUGGUAGCAAUUGGGCAGAGGCCAGAUGGAGGCUGCCAAUCACGUCGUUAUUUAAAGGUCAGGUGGGGGUGUCUUGGAGGGACGAAUUGGCUGUGCUGCGUGACAGCGGCGGUCAUUUGGCAUACAGAGGAGGGUGGAGGCGUCGAUGACCUGUAGGAUGCAAAUGUACAUUGGCUUUCUGCUCAUAAUUUUCAGAGACUUCUAGUUUUGUUUUAAAAGUGUUUUAUUCAUAUUUUUCACCCAUCAUUUCCUUGGGGGAAAAAAUUAGUGAAAUUAUAGCCUUUUUUUUUUUUUUCCUCCUAACGCUGUUUCACAAAGAAAGCACCAGCCACCAAAUAUAGAAAAUGUACUUGUUGCUACAGAACAGGAAUUAACGUACGUUUUGGGGGUGAAGUUAUUAAAAUAAAAAAAAAAAACAAAAAAACAAAAAAAAUAAAAAUGUGACUGUCUUCCAUGCAUGUAGGGCUUUUAAGAAGUUUUAGUGAUUUUUAUUCUAAUUUCUAAUUUUUAAUUUUACGAAGAGGGGGAAAAAAAUACAAAAAUGUAGUAACUGAAUACAAUGACCAAAAAUGAGUGUGUUCACGCUGUUGAGGACAUGCACACGUGUUGUUCUUGGGGCCCAGUUGGCUCCUGAACCAUUUCCAUUCAUUAUUCAACAGUUCUGUCUUCCAACCUCAAGGGGGCAGCAUCUAGACUCAGAAACCAUUCGUGGGCUCCAGGUACCAUUACUCAAUCCCUGUACUCGGAGGCUGUAGGAAUAGGAGGAACAAGGAACCAUUAAGACUAGUACUCUGUCAUUUUAAACCAAAAAUAGUAUUAUAAUGAAAUGACUAUGGCAGUUGGCUGAGAGAGGGUGUGCUGUGUCUGAUGUAUACUUUGUGUCUUCGUUUGCAUCCUUUUCAAAUAUUUUUUUUUUUUCCUGCCUGUGAGUAUUUUGUAUCACUUGGGGGAGGGAUGUGCGCGUUUGUGUGACAGGAAGCGGUGGCACGCUGCCCCUGCCGGUGAGCCACACCACUCGAUACAGGAGCCCCCGGGGCUCAGAAUUAACCAAAAACCGUUUGGGUCAACUGCAGCUGGGGAACAGUUAACAGAGAGCGGAAAGGAGCAGAGACGCUUUGUGUUCUCGUCUGUCCACGUAACUCUUCGAAUAAAGGUGAAAACGUCGGAUUAUACCAUCUUUAUGAAAAGUUAUAUGGAACAUGCAAGACAUGGAACGCAAUCUCAUUGAUGUUGAGUUAGAGUUUAUCUAAUGUAUGUUAAAAAAAAACAAAAUGUCAGAACAUGGUAGUUACCCUCCUUAUGAUUAAUGUAAUGAGCAAUGUUAUUACUGCAAGUUACUUCUUGUAUUUCUUACUACUUGUUUAUGGUGUCAUUUUAUUUUUAAUAAUUGUUUGGUCGCUUUUUCUGUCUGGCUGUUGGUUUGACAUGAUCAAAUGUCUCUUUUUCUGAGUUUGUUUAAAAAAUUAACUUUGAGUUCCCCCAUCCCCCCCCCUUUUUUUUUUGUCUAACAGUGUUUUUCAACCCAUUCUUCAGGGCCCCCUGAAAGUCAUUUUUGCUCCAUCUAGAUAGCUGAGGGGGAGCGAAAACAUGGAGUCUCUGGAUCCCCAAGGACCAGUUUCAGAAAGACUCUAACACACCCCCAUGUGACUUAUCCCAUGUCCCCCAUUUAAACAUCCCGUAUCAGUGUGGUUCCGGGCCGCGUUCCCCCCCCCUCCCCCACCUUGAGCUACACCCAUGGCUCUUGUAGCUCUAGUUGACGUAAGUGCCCUCAAAGGCACGUCGUUUACCCCACCACCAGCACCACCUUCCAAAAUGUUCUCCAGAUACUUUAUUCCCCCCCCCCUGUCCCAUACCUGUAUGCAUACUUCCAGCACACAAGUCCUGGAAGAUGUUUUUUUUUUUUAUGAUGAUGAUGAUGAGGGCUAAAUUUGCCCCACCCCCAUACUGUGGAAGUUUGGUGUAUUCCUGUGGGUUGCUGCUUGCUACUCAUUUUUAAAGGAACAGCUGAGAAAAGGGCCCACCCCCCUCUGUGUAUAACUGCACAUUUAAGUUCCCUCACUAUCCACAAUCAUGGGCCGUACCAAAGUCAAAAGGAAAAAAGGAAGAAAAAAAAAAUCCACUGCACCAGUUUACAUCAGGCAGAUCCCUAGCCACCCCCACCCUGUAUUUCCCUGCCCCCACGCCUGUGUGAAGCCCUUUUCUUGUGUAUAUAGACUUGUGACUCAGCCCCUUUUAUACCUCAACUUUAGACCUGUUCUAGAAAGAUCGUAAAAGAAAAAACACAAUGAAAAAAGUAGUGUUCCUUAUUAGAAAAAUGAAAACUACAUAUUCUAGCGUGCUUUUAUUUCAUAUUUUUUUUAAGGGUGUUUUUUUUUGGGGGGGGUGUGUCUUUGCUUGUUUUAAUGGGAACAAUGAUCUUUAGUCACUACAUCUAAAACAUUGUGACGUUUUGAAAAAAAAAUUAAAACAUUUUAAAAGAAA